AUGGACACUAGAUAGUCAGAACACUCUAGAGGGAAGUCUUAGACUCAAAUCAAAUUGCGUAACCCAUUCGAACUACUUAUAAAAAUAAUCAGAUUGCCAAAUGUUUGCAAUAAAUGUGGACAUAUUACUAGAAUGAAAGAAAUAUCAGAUAUUCUCGAAUAAUUUGACACCAUGACAUCUUAAUAAAUUGAUACUAUUAAUGAAAAACUAAUUCAAAAAUCGAACUAAAUUUUAGCAGCUCGACAACAAUUAGUUAAGGAUGCAAAAAAUGAACUCCAAUAAUCAUUGCAAUAACUGAUUUAAGUGAGGUAGAGCAUGGGUUCAUCUUUUAAUUUUGAAGACCGAGAAAAGUGUUUAGAGCGAGUUUGUGAGGAUAUCUUCUGCAAUGUUCAAGAAUAGAUUGAAAUAUAAAAUUCUUUGUCUGAACUCAAUGCAAUCAUCCAAGAACAAUAUCAAAAAUUUCAUCAAUUUCCAAAUGAAAUCACUGAGAUGAACAAAUUAGAAUAUCACGACAACCUUGAAAUCAGGGAGAGAUUGGACGGAGCCUUAAGAAUUAACUAGAGUCAUAAGGAUAUCUUGAAGGAGAUCUUGAUUAAAAUAGGAGAGGAAAAUAAGAGCUACACCUUCGAUAUCUAAUUAUAAUUUAGACAGUAACAAUUGGAGAUGCUCAAUCUGCUACAAUGCAAUCAAGAGUAAAUUAAGGAGAUCGAAAGAUUAGAAGAUGAAUUGAAUGAUAAGAAAUUGGAAUUAUAAAAAUAUGCAAUAUUAUUUAGUUAAUUUGAAAAUCCUUUUAAAUCAAAUAAGAUUAGCUCUGAAGAAAGUAGUGCUAGCAAUUUCUAAUCAAUUUAGAAGGAAAUUGUUCAACCACCGUCAUCAAUUCAAUAGAGUCGAAAUGUAUUUUAAGACAUUAAGAACAUUUAAUCGAAAAGAUUUUCUUAACCUUCUGUAAAUGAAAAUAAUAACAUGUGCACUUUUUAAUCAGAAUAAUUCUAUUCAAUUGAUCAAUCUCAUGGUAACCUACAUCAAGAAUCAUCAUAAAAGUCGUCAUAAAAUAAUAGCAAAUAAAUUGAGAAUUCAGUUGUGAUUAAUUAGAGAUAUGGAAACAGCAUAUCUAAUAAAUUUAACAAUUCCAAAGCAACCAGCCUAAUUUCACAAAUUAAUUCUUAAUAAAAUAGUAUUCCUAUUUAAAUAAUCCCCAAUUCAACUAAAAAAAUUAGAAAUUCAGUUGACACCAAUCCCAUGAUGUCCCAAGAAAGUUUUGAACACUAAUUACAUGAAAACGAUGAAAAUUCCCCUAAAAUCACUCCUACAAGCAAAACAUUACUCUCCAAAGUUCCACCCCUUCCAAUAGGCAGAUAGUUAGAGCUUGAUUGA
Molecule: messenger RNA, 1374 nt
Organism: Paramecium tetraurelia
Lineage: Eukaryota; Ciliophora; Oligohymenophorea; Peniculida; Parameciidae
Exons: 4
Source: RefSeq, a predicted model, not a curated record